Messenger RNA from Onychomys torridus (southern grasshopper mouse), 3324 nucleotides. RefSeq names its product chromosome 8 C16orf72 homolog (gene Hapstr1). The transcript has 4 exons. Lineage: Eukaryota; Metazoa; Chordata; Mammalia; Rodentia; Cricetidae. Bases 358 to 1185 code for a protein of 275 amino acids. The record is from RefSeq and is a predicted model, not a curated record.
GUCGACGCCGCGGCCGUCGACGACGUUCCUCAGUCUUCGGAGUGGGCUCGGCGGCGCAGGCCGGCCAGGGAAGGCCGGGCGGAGAGCGGCGGGGGUCGGAGCGAGGUCGGGGCGCCGUGGGCGGGCGGUAGAGGGGUGCGGGCGAGGCCGGGGCAGGGUGCGGAGCAUUUGAGCGAGGUCAGGAGGGCAGAGGCCCCAGGCUGUGCGGGGCGGGCGCCGGCUCCGCGGGCUUGCAGCAGAGGCCUGGGCCGGCCGCCGGGCCCCUUGUCCCCGGGCCUGUUGACGACGACGCUCCCGCGGGGGCCCCGCCUGAGGAGGACGCGGCGGCGGCGGCCAGGCCGCGGGAGGCCGCGGAGGAUGGAGGAGCGGAAGGAGGAGGGCGAGGCGGAGAUUCAGGAGCACGGGCCCGAGCACUGGUUCUCCAAGUGGGAGCGGCAGUGCCUGGCCGAGGCCGAGCAGGACGAGCAGCUGUCCCCCGAGCUGCAGGAGGAGGCGGCGGCCGCCGCGCAGCCCGAGCACAAGCAGCAGAAGCUGUGGCAUCUCUUCCAGAACUCGGCCACGGCCGUGGCUCAGCUCUACAAAGACCGAGUGUGUCAGCAGCCAGGACUUUCUCUCUGGGUCCCCUUCCAAAACGCAGCCACCGCCGUCACCAACCUCUACAAAGAAAGCGUGGAUACCCAUCAGCGAAGUUUUGAUAUUGGAAUUCAGAUUGGCUAUCAGCGACGCAAUAAGGAUGUGCUGGCCUGGGUUAAAAAGCGCAGAAGAACUAUUCGUAGAGAAGAUUUGAUCAGCUUCCUGUGUGGAAAGGUUCCUCCACCACGAAACUCUAGAGCUCCCCCAAGACUGACUGUAGUGUCCCCUAAUCGAGCUACUUCAACGGAAACUAGCUCAUCUGUAGAGACUGAUUUGCAACCCUUCCGGGAAGCCAUAGCUCUGCAUGGUCUUAGUGGUGCAAUGGCUAGUAUAAGCGUGCGUUCGAGUACCCCAGGCUCUCCUACACAUGUAAGCAGUGGACCGAAUGCUAGUCGAAGGAGAAAUGGACUCCAUGAUGUCGAUUUGAACACUUUCAUAACAGAAGAAAUGGCACUCCACUUGGACAAUGGUGGAACUAGAAAGCGUACCUCAGCCCAGUGUGGCGAUGUCAUUACAGACUCACCAACUCAUAAACGCAACAGAAUGCUCUAAACUGCAGACAUUUUCACACCCACCAUGCUGCUUGAAAGCCACUCGAUCCUCAACAUAUACUAUUAUUGCAAAGGAAACAUGAGGCCAUCUUCCCUUGUUCACUGUUUAAAACAAGUGAAUUCUCUAUUGGUUGCCAUAAAAGGAAGUUUUAGGUAAUUACAGUAGAUGCCUCCUGUAACUAUGGCUUUCUCAAACUAUAAUCCUAGCAGAGGACAUGAGACAAUUGUGUAGUCAUUAGCAAGAUCAUCAUAGGCAAACAUAUAUCCGUUCCAAGGCUAAAAGUGACCUUACUGUAUUUAUUCUCAAAGGGAAAGGAAAUAUCAGAUGUUUAUUUGGUUAUAGAAUGCUUUCUUAUUUUUAUUUUUUGGUCCGUUUCCUGCUGUAUUGAGUAUUUUUGCUUAAACAGUAUUGCCAGGUUCCUACAAUUGUCUAAAACCUUGAUCUGGCUUGUAAGCCAGAUCUGCAGGCUUCCAUUUUUGCAGCCACAUUGAACCACACACCUGGUUUCCUUCGUGAUAGUGUGCAAUUUCUGAUUAUCAGAUUAUGCCCAGUUUUCAGUUUUCAAAACAGUUUUAACUCUGGUGAUUGUGAGAUGUAAAGAGGUGCUAUGAUGGUCAUGCAAGUAAUACUUAAUACUGAAUCAAUACACAGAACUUUAUUGGAUUCACUUCGUGUGUGUUAGUGCUCUGAAAAUAGCAAUAUUAUUAACCUGUCCCCAGAAUAAUCCUGUAGGCUUCAGAUACUCAGUUUUAAAACAAGUACUACUUCCUACGCCGCCGGGUACUUUACUUACGGUUAAACACAAACUGCAUUCAAAGUGACCUUGGAGGUCAUGAUCUUGGAGAGUGGGCUUCCUUUUUGGUUUGGUAGUAGUGAGAGGAAGUGGAUGGUGGGAGUAGGUAUUUAUUCUUUAGUGGUUUUUUUUUUUUUUUUUCUUUUGCGUUUUUUUAUGGAUGCCCUACUGUGUGUAGUUGUCAUAGUGGGUGGAAGAUGAUGAUAAAUAUAUUUUAUCUGCUACUAAUGUGAACGUAACUUAAAUAGCAAAACCCAACUUUUCCUGUCCCUCCAUUCCUCUCAGAAGUGCAGUUUGGAAUUUCAUUCUGGAAAAGAUGAGAUCGCAUGGAGAUUCUCUAGAUGUUAGGUAGACCCAAAGAAAAGCUCUUGGAGUCCUCUUUGGGUAAAUAUAAGACCUCUUGUAGCUACAACAUUUUAGAGCAUGUUUCAUCUGCAUUUUUACUACCUAAACUGAAUGGUAGUCUAUUUAGAAGACUGAUGUCAGCCUGCCAGGCACUGUGAUCCAUUCUAUCCUGUUAUAUUAUAUAUCAAGUAGGACAGUGAAAAUGUUUCCGUGCAAACUUGUAGUCCAGUUCAGUUACUUAUAUUUUUAUCCUUAAUAACCAUGGCAAAUCAGUGUAAGGGGUUUUCUGAUAAUUACAGCACUUUGUUAAAAGUUUGCAAUUUUGUCAGCCAUUUAAUAAUAUCUUUCUGUGAAGAGACCUUGCUAAGUUAACCAUUAUUGACUGAGUGGGAUGUGAGUGGAAUGUUAGGAAUGUUGUGUGAAUUGAAGUUCUGUAUUCAUUAUAGAUAUAGCCCUUAUUUAAAACUGAAAUCCAUAUUCAAACUAGGAAUGAAAGUAAGAUAUUUCUCAGUUUUUGCAGAAGUGGAGCUUUCUUUUGUUUGUUUAAAAAGCAGGAAGAAUUACAGCAAUGUGGCGUUUUACCUUAAACGGACAAGCCUGUGCAUCACAUGUACUUCCAGGCUUCCCUGGGAUAAACCAAGACACAGAGUUCACUUUUGCUUUUCUGUGGCUGUGAAUAUAGAUUCUGCAAUUGGGGUUUGAUGGUGUGAUGGCUGCUGACAAGAAGCCAGAACUCCUAUUCCUAAGGGACUUGAGACAGAGGAACAUGUUUCAUCUCUUCCUGCCUUGGUUCUGUUUCCUCUGUCCAAGUUGAAUAACGAUGUUCUUGGUUGUUUGAUUUAAGUUGGUGCUCUGAAGCUGAAUCUCAGUGCCCUUUAUUCUCAGUUGUCAAAUUUUGAUAAAACGUGCCAUUUUCUUUGGUAAGAGAAAGCAGGUCUAAUGUCUGCCACACACAAUUUAUAUGCCGAUUAUUGGCUCCAUUAAACUUUUUAAAAACUUUA